UUCGCACGCAAUUCGAAAUUUGAAACUCCAACGGUCGUCUCUUCUGUCUAACGGCAAAUUUAAUGUGUGUGAUCGAGCGUUUAGAGGAAUGAAACAGGAAUUUCCUUUCUAAAAAUUCUCUCUCUAAAAUCUUCGUGGUUCUUUCGAUUUUGCUUUCACUCUUUCAUCUCUCUCUGAAGCCUGUUAUUCUGAUCGCGUUGGUCUCUCUCUCCUCUUUCUCUUAGUCUAUUUCUCUCUCUACCCCUCUCCCUUAGGUUUGUUUCUCUCUCCACCGUAAAUACUGUAAAUCUGCAUCUGGCAAUGGAAGAAUGUUGGAACGAUCCCCUUCUAUUUACAGACGUUUCUUGCCAGGAAACAAGCUUCCAAAAAUCAAGAGGCCAGGAUCAUAUCCCAAAUGGGUGUACCAUGGGUGGAUUCUCCCUCACUUGUCCAGAUCUAGUGAUUUGUGCUGGCUCUCUUGAAAACCAUGGUGAUGAAUUCGAAGAAACCCCAGAAUUCAUAAAGAGAAAAGACACCCCAGAAUUCAUAAAGAGAAAAGUUCGCAUAUGUGAGCUAUCACCUGAAAAAAGAAGCCAUUGUCCUGAAAAUUUGAAUUCUAUAUCAUCAGAAAGCCGGUGGAGCAUAGCUGAGAUUACCACUGCAAUGUUUCCUGAGGUGGAAUCACCAGGAAAGUCCAGAAAUUUAGAAUCUUCACUCAAGCUUAUUGAGAAAGAAAACCCCAAUAUUUUGGAAAAGUUCCGGCCAUUAAUAAGCAUUAAUGCUGGAGAAAAUCACAGGACUGUGAAUUCUAAUGGGGUUGAAUUCGAAGAAGAUGAGUUCUUCCAUGGUGGUGAUACUAUUAGAACAGAUGCAAAAGUGCGAGCAAUUGAAGGAGAUGAGAGCAUCACAUUGUAUCAAACAGCUCGAUUAGGGAAUUUCUCAUAUGGGUUUCGAUCCCUCCCCCCAGGCAAUUACCAUAUUGACCUGCAUUUUGCUGAGAUUAUAUUUACAGAAGGCCCUCCUGGUAUGCGUGUAUUUGAUGUCUAUAUUCAAGAAGAGAAGGCUUUAGAUGGUAUUGAUAUAUAUGAAAAAGUGGGUUCUAAUUCACCAUUGGUUAUAUAUGAUCUCGUAGCCGUGGUAAAGGGUGAGGAGGGCCUUUCUAUUAUAUUUGAAGGGGUUAUUGGGAGCCCCCUUCUCUCUGGCAUCUGCAUAAAGGAAAACAUAUCUCCAGGACAUGUACUUCAAAGACAAGCAACCCAUCAUGUUUCUUCAACUGGGGAGCAAGUUCAAGGAGAAACCCAAAUGCUAGAACAAAUAGUUUUAAGAGCUGAAUGCAAAGUCUGUAAUUAUUGCGGACAAAAUGAAGGGAUCAAUAAGAUCAAAAGAGAGUAUGAAUUACUGCAAAAAGAAUGUCAACAAGCCGUAACGGCUUUGGAAGAAUAUAGAAAUGAGUAUGAAUUGAAGAAUAAAGAAUGCAAUGAAGCACAGACAUCUUUACAACGACUCCGAGAUGAACUUAUGCGCAAGUCCAUGCAUGUUAGUUCCUUAGCCUGUGCUGUAGAGGGGCAAGUUAAUGAACGCAAAGACCUUUUGGACCAGCACGAAAAUGAAAGGAACCACUGGAUUGCUUCUCUCAAAGAGCUGGAUGAGAAAAUCAAGUACCUGAAGAUGGACCAUCUCCGCUUAUCAAAGGAGGCUUUAGAUUGUAAAGGGUUUCUAAAUGAUAUAACAAAUAUGAAUUCCAUCAUCCAUUCUACAAUGAUUCAACACUCGGACCUAGAAAGAGAACAUAAAGAUCUCAAGGUCAAAUUCAAUGAAGGGGCAAAGGAAAAGAAACAACUUUACAAUAAAAUCCUUGAAAUGAAAGGAAAUAUUAGAGUCUUCUGCAGAUGCCGACCUCUAAAUUCUGAAGAGAUUGCAUCUGGAGUUUCAAUGGCGGUAGAUUUUGAAGGUGCUAAAGACGGAGAGAUUUCUGUCAAAGCUAAUGGAGGACCCAAGAAGGUGUUCAAGUUUGACUCUGUGUUUGGCCCACAAGCCGAUCAAGUUACUGUUUUUGAGGACACUGCACCCUUUGCUGCAUCUGUUUUGGAUGGGUACAAUGUCUGUAUAUUUGCUUAUGGACAAACUGGGACUGGGAAAACAUUCACAAUGGAGGGUACAGAGGAAGACAGAGGAGUCAACUACCAAACCCUUUAUGAGCUUUUUCGCAUAAUCAAAGAAAGGAAAGGGUUCCUUAAGUAUGAAAUAUCAGUGAGUGUCCUGGAAGUCUAUAAUGAGCAAAUUCGAGAUCUUCUUGCUUCCACUUCACAACCAGGGCAAACUGCAAAGAGAUUGGAAAUCAGGCAAGUUGCAGAGGGAGUUCAUCUUGUUCCAGGACUUGUCGAAGCACAUGUAAUUGACAUGAAUGAGGUUUGGGAAGUUUUACAAACUGGGAGCAAUGCAAGAGCCGUAGGUUCAACUAAUGCUAAUGAGCAUAGCAGCCGCUCCCACUGCAUACACUGUGUAAUGGUGAGAGGGGAGAACCUAAUUAAUGGGGAAUGCACAAGAAGCAAGCUAUGGUUGGUUGAUCUGGCUGGAAGUGAGAGAGUGGCCAAGACUGAUGUUCAGGGAGAGCGAUUGAAGGAAGCCCAGAACAUAAACAAAUCUCUUUCAGCUCUUGGUGAUGUAAUAUCAGCUCUUGCCACUAAAAGCCCACACAUACCUUUCAGGAAUUCCAAGCUAACCCAUUUGCUUCAAGAUUCAUUAGGAGGAGAUUCCAAGACACUGAUGUUCGUGCAGGGUAGCCCAAGUGAGAACGAUGUAAAUGAGACACUCUGUUCCCUGAAUUUUGCGAGCAGGGUGAGAGGGAUCGAGCUCGGCCCUGCUAAGAAGCAAUUUGAUAACAGCGAGUUGUUUAAAUAUAAACAGCUGUCUGAGAAGGCCAAGCAAGACAUUAAGAGCAAGGACGGGCAAAUAAAGAAACUGGAAGAGACAAUUCUCACUCUGGAAUCAAAGAUAAAGUCCAGAGAUGCUAACACUAAGAACUUACAAGAAAAGGUGAAGGAAUUGGAGUCACGGGUAGUGAUAGAAAGAGAAAGAAAACCAGCAAGGCAACAAACUGACUUCAAGCUCGUAGAGGCUCCUAAGCUUCUUCAGGUUACAUCCAAACAAUUGGCAAACUCUAAGAACAACUCCGAACCCUUCGAGGUCAUAACCAACAUUAUCCAACCCUUGGCUGAGAACAACAACAAACCCCCACAUAAUAUAGAGACAAAAAACAGAGCUAAUAGUGAUAACUUAUCCAACUGUUUUCCCAUACAAAAGGAGAACAAAUCUGAUAUUACUGAGCAGCUGCCAAGAACUGGCCGCGCUUCUCUUUGUCCCACUGCCCGUCGAAUACCGAUAACUCCAGCUCCUCGACGAAUGUCUCUCAUCCCUCUGGCCACAAUGAAAACUGCACCACCUCCUCCACCAUUAUUGCCAACAACUACUCUCUCUGACCCCCCUCUCUCUCAUCCCUCUCUCACUAACCCACCUCUCGCCCACCCCUCUCUCUCUAACCCACCUCUCACUCAUCACACCCUACACGAUACUUCUCCAUUCUUAGUGGAUUGUAUAGAGGAGGCAACUGAUGAGAUGAAUGAUACAGAUCAAAUGAUGAGUGGUAGAAUAAAGGGUCUAAGGAGCAGUGGGGUUAAAAUUAACAGUUUACUUAGGAGAAGCCUUCAUAAGAAGUUGUAUGUGAAAUCUCCUUUGCAGCAUAGAGUGAGAAGAGAGGAAAGAGGAGUUAGAGUAUCAAUUGGUGGCCGGGCCCAGAGAGUUUUGUUGGGAGGUGGUAGCAAGUUGGCAAGGGCAGUGCAACAAAACAAGCAACAUCAGAGGGAGAAGGAGAGGGGAUGGAAUCAUGGGACUUCAAAAAAUGUCAUCUGAUAUAGCAAAAACAAAUCUUUCUCUCUCUCGUGUGUUUUGAGUGUAAAUUUUACUGACUUGGGAGGCUUCUUGCCAUGGUGAAAAUAGGCAUCUCUCUCUCUGAUGUGUGUUUUUUAGUGUAAAUUUUACUGACUUGGGAAGCUUCUUGC
Amborella trichopoda is the source of this 4037-nucleotide messenger RNA. The record is from RefSeq and is a predicted model, not a curated record. Lineage: Eukaryota; Viridiplantae; Streptophyta; Magnoliopsida; Amborellales; Amborellaceae.